GCCAUUCUCAAAACUGAAAACUUGGGGAAAGUUUAUUAAACUUCUAAAAGAUUUCUUGAGAAGUACAGCUCUUUCUCUACUCUUUCAGAUUCAGAUGCAGUCAAAAAUACAUUUACCCACCAGUAAACAGGGUACACUUAUCCAUUCACUUCCUCAACAAGCCUUGAGACAUGUAGUUCCCACUGUUGUUAACAGCUUGGUUUCAACUGGAACCAACUUAACCUUGAAAACACCAUUAGGCACAGCAGUACUGCUCCCAAGCUGUUCGACCUCCACUUCUGCUCUGUUGUCCACACGUCCUGCUGAGCAACACAGAUCCCAACCACUUCUUGUGGUACCUUCAAUAUCUACCCAUAGUGGAGAUGGUCCUCGAUUUGUCCUUAAUCUUUCUCCACCAAUUAGGAUUCCACAGUACCCACCUCCAUUAAACAAGGUUACUGUACCUGUGGUGGUUAGUAACCAGACAUUACCUCUGUCAAAUAAUGUGUUACUUGGGCAGUCAGCUCCUGUGAUAGUGUCAACAUCUCAACCUCUUAUCACUAUGAAAUCUUCAGUGUCUGUUUCCCGAGUCAAGACAGUUGCUCCAGUGCUCAAACCUACACAAGCGGAAGAGCAAAAGAAAGCUAACUUCAUGGCUGCUUUGGGACUGGUGACCAAAGAUGCUCUUUCAGAGCUUCAGAACAAGAAAGUUGAAAGAAAGAGACGCACAACUGCUAAUCCUCAAUUCUCAAAUGCAGCUCUUGAAGAAAAGCGAAGGAAUGCUGCUUUUCUAAAUGUGGAAGGAAAAUACCCACCAUAUAAGAAAUCUAGGGGACGUCCAAGGCUGAUCUCCAGCCCGACCAAGAAUGGCUCCUUCUGUGUUCAAGAUGAACGCACAGUAACCUCAGCAGAGUUGGUUCCAAAUGGUUUUCAUUCCCCUUGCAAGUCAGCUAUAACAGACACCCAUGAAGAUAUGUGUGCCAUCUGCAGGCAGCAAGGAGAAUUACUUAUGUGUGAUACAUGUAAUUUAGUUUUUCAUUUAACUUGCCUAAAGCCCCCAUUGUUGACGGUACCUGUAGGUACCUGGUCUUGUCCACAGUGCCAACCAAGUCAGUCAGACAUGAAUGUAGAAAACUCAUCAGUGAACACAAGUCUGCCUACAGUCACCAUAACAGAAACUACAUGUGUGGUCAGUGUCACUCCACCCACAUUAUCUGUACCUGUAAUGUCAACUUGUGCACUAACUGUACCCAUACCAUCUGCAGCCCCUUGUGUUGUCUCUCUACCUAUCAUCCUCACAUCUGCCAAUCCUACUAACAUAACCCUCCCUGCUGCAGCCAAAGCCAUACCAACAGUUCCUGUCCCAGUAUCAGUUUCACUAGUAGCAACAAAUGUUUCUGUACCUACCACAGUACUUAACCACUGGAACACUCCAAUUAAUACUACUAGUAGUGUCAUACAUAAAGCAGCAAAAAAGGAAGAGAAACAGAACUUGGUGAAGAGGAGUAUGGAAUUAAGAAGUGAAAAGAUGCAACUAGAAGAAAAAGCCCAACAUUUGAUAUCAGUUAUAUCUAACCAGAAGCAGAAACAAAUAGAAUUACAGUCUUUAUACCAGAAAACAUCAGACUCUUUGAGCAAGCUUCAGAAUGUAAUUCGCCAAGUAAAGGAAAGUUUUUGAUAUCACAAGGUUACUAAAGACUGUGGAAACUUGUAUGUGUUUAUGUGGGCAUUUGUACAAACAGUGAUAUUAUCAUCAUUGUGUGCUUUGAUUGUAGUCAUAGUAUAGUAAUUGCAAAAUGUUGUACAUGUAAAUAUAAAAUUUUACUAUUGUAAGACUUUAAAAUUAUAAUUUAUAUUUGAGAUUAUGCUAAGAUAGAGGAUUUCUAUGAAUGGUUAUAAACAUAACUUCUAAACAAAGGAACGUGAAAAUGUGUGAUGGAGUACACAUUGCUCUACAUGCCCUCAUGUUUCACAUUAUUUUUUUAUUGACAAGAAAGUUUCCUGGAAUUUAUCUGUUGUUUCCAAGGUAUGAUUAUUAAGGCCAGCAUGUGUAAUUGAAUGUGAAGUUUAAAUUGUAGACUUGAUUUAUUCCAACAGUCAAAAAUCUAGUAGGUCUAGAGAAUGUGAUUCCCAGGGUAAUAGACCUACAUGGACAAACUGGCAUCUCAGAAACACAGAGUGGAAAGUAAUGUGGUACCCUGCCUUGCUGAAAGAAACAUGUGCCAAUAACAUCAUCAGCUUCCAAGUGUGGGAAGAAAGAAAUGUCCAAAUAUGUGAUUUCAGUGACUCAGUUAUUGAGGUGAAAGUAUGAUUAUUCAUAUUGAAUCAUCCAGUGCUCCUCUUAGUACACACUGAAAUCCUGUGUUCUUGAACUACUUAAACCAUUGGUUAAUUGCAUAAUUCAGUAGUUCUUCAUGCUUGAUAAAAUUGCCAAAAACAACACUGCACAAAGACUGCACUUAUCACAUAAUGGUCUGUGCAUUUGCUGAAUAGUCACCAUUUUGACAUUAUCUGCUGAUGAAAUCUUGAAUCUUGGUUUAGACUGAGGUAGAAUAAUGGUAUGAAAGUUGAGACUUUUAGGACAAUGUGUGCUUCACUGAAUGUGUUAAUAUUUCUUUAUUUAAAAGUUAUUAUAUUUUAAACUAUGUACAACCAUUCAUAGACAUCAUGUCUUAAGAACUACAAUGACUGAAUCAGUUGAACUUUUCUAAGCCUUUGAAACUGUGUACUUCAGAUUACGUUUAUCUCUAGUAGAGAUGUGGUGAAACAAAAAAUGAUGGGCCAUGUUUAUUUCAAAACUUGACACAAGAAUUAAACACCUAUUACUACAUUUGGGUUAUAUUUCUGUUACCAACUUAUUUAUUUUUUUAUUUAAAAGCAAUCUUUGAGUAGCAAGACAAUAACUUGCAAAUUUGUAAAGUUACCUUUAACCAAAAGAUUGCUUUUUGUGUACUGUAAAAACAAGCCAGAAUUGUUUGAAAAUUAAUAUUUUGAUAGUGAAUUUUUGUUAUAUUCAGAAAAAUUAACAUAUUUCAUCUUAGGAAAAGAAUGAAUACAAACUGACUUUUGAUGUCAAGUAUUUUGAAACCUAUGUUGACUUGGUAAAGAACAAUGUGGCUGAGAUUUUAAUUACCAGUUUCAUUAUGGUGUAGCAUCAUCACUCCUAAAACCCAUUAAUUACUUUUGAUAUGUUAUGAGAAUUUUCUUUUUCCUUUUUAUUUUCAGUUGAAGUAUUUGUUGUUACAGACCUUUAAAGGAAAAAAGCAGAGGUCUUGAUAUGUUAACAUAACUGGUAGAAUAAAUGUUGCAUUUGCAAAAGAUAUAACAUUAAAAACAGGUAUUUACUUGUUUGUCAGAAAGAAAAGUUUUGUACUUAAACAGUUAUAGGUUAUACAGUUCUGUUUUCAAUCAUGUUUUCUUAACAAUAUUUUUGCCCAUUUCAGAAAAAUAUUUCUUUCACACACACAUACAUAUAUAUAUAUAUAUGUAUUUUCCUCACCAUCCUGUUUGUUAAUGAACUGAUAAAACAUGGUUAAGGCACUUUUACUGAAAAACAUUGAAAAUUUUUUUUAUUUACAUGUAUGUAUAAAAUAUAUAUAAUUAAUAGUCUUUAUAUUGCAUUGGCUACUAAUUAGCACUCUUAAAUUAUGAUUUUGAAUAAAGACAAUUUUUGUUAUAAAUCAAAUUGUUCUUUAGUAUAGAGUAAAGGUAUAAUGUAACUUUGAAAAUUUCAGUGUUCCUCAAAGCCUUAGAAUUCCAGUAAGAUUGUUGAAGAUUAAAUUACUUGAUAAUUUAUACUCAUAGACAAUUGCUGUUAAUUAAAGAUAUUUAAAAAAACAUUGUUCCAUUUUCAAAUCUUAGUUUAUUUUAACCAAAACUUGUCUGCUUUUUCACCAACAAUUUAAACAUGUUUUGCCAAUUCAUGCAAAAUGUUUUUAAGUCAUUGUGUACACCAUAGAUGGACAACUAACAAUGAAGAUAUUUUAUCCGGCCCAUUUGUUUUUUAAUCAUAUUUUAUUUUGGCAAAGCUGGCAAUAAAAAUUACAACCAAGCAAACCAGUCCCAUGAUGGUUCUGAGAACUUUAUUCAAAUGUUAAUUCAGCUAUUUAUUCAAAACCAUGUAAUUAACUGAGGGUGUAUAAUAUAGACAGUAGUAAUAUAAAUUCAAAUUAAGGAAAUAUUCUGAAAGUACUUUACCUGAUUAUGUAGCUUCAGCUCCCAGAUUAAAGUCAACGUAAGAAAGUGGCCAGUGAGCAUAAAGAAGUUGGCCAUUCCUGGCGUACACAGACAACUGUUAUUGAUUCCAGAGUUUUCUGUCCUUUAUCAGAGUUGGUAGAUGUUGGCUACACAAAGUUCCAUAAAAAUUAAAAUGUUUACUGUGCUUUAUAAAGCACUAAGUUAAUUUCAUGUGUGAUGUUGUAAGAUACACAUAUUGGAGGAUUACCCAAUCAUAUAUAUGAUGAAGAGUUAGCUAUAUAUAGACCCUUCUCAUGACAUCAUCAUCAUCAUCAUGUGACGUGUGUCACAUGUGCAUUACUUGUACCUGUGGUAGGCAAAAUAUUGUAAAUGUCCUACAAUACACAUACCAUUUGCUGUGCAGUUAUUUGCACAAAGGACAUAAAAAGAAUUAUUUUUUCACAGCUUUCCCAAACAAUUCUACAAAACAAAAACUGUGAAUCAAUACUAUUAAGCCAAAAACACUAACAACACAAGCACACAACAAGAUUUGCAGGUAGAAUUUUGUCACAGUUAGUAAAUGAAUAAUAGACAUAAUAGUAUAGUUCUAACUUCUAAGCCUUAGUUUAUCCAUAAGUUUUACUAAAUUGAACUUAAAUUCCAAAACUUUCUUAGACAGACUCACAGUUUAGUUUAAUGCUUAAUAUUAAGUAGAAAAUUAUAAUGAAAAUCUUAUGUUCAUCUAUACUAGUGUAGUAAGAAAUUGAUUGUUUUAUUUUUUUCUCUGUUUAGGUUUAACUUUUGUUUUUAGAAAGCAUUUAAAAAUAAAAGUAGAUGAACGAGGUAAAUAAUAAACUGACUGACUGAACAAGUGUGUUGUAACCUUGGUAGUUAUCUUAACUUCAGAAUGAAUAGAACAGGACUAACCCCUAAAUUCUUGUGCAUUUAUUGCUCUUGUAUUUCUUAUUUUAUGUUAUUGUAUCUGUAUGCAGCUGUGUAAUGUAUUGGUCUCUGUUGCCACAUGUGAUACAGGCAUGCUAUACCUCAGCUUGAAUAAAGCUGAUUAUGAAUCUGUAAUACUCUAAUUUCACAUCUAAAAUUUAUGUUGGAGUGACAAAAAAUUUUACUUGUGAAAUUAAGAAUAACCAUGAUUUGUCUUUCUUAGAAUCUGUAAUAUUUUUAGCAAUAUAACUGUUCAUUUAGGAAAAGUAUACCUACGCUGUGUUAUUUGAUGUGCAAAUCAUAGUGAUAUAUGUCCUUCUAGUUUUGAUACAGAAUUCUUUGUAAUAGUAUUAGUUAUUUUCAAAUUAAAAUGUAAUAUAACUGAAGGAUACAUUAAGAGAUGAAAAAAUAUUGGUUUCUACAGUAUUAUUAUAUUUUUGAUGAUCAAAGCUCCCUAAUGUGCCUAGUGUUAUGUUUACAUUGACAUUUUUUUUUCUAAGCUUAAAACAUUGGCCAAGUUUGUGUUAAAAGGUUACGUUGAGAUUUUCUUAACAAUAUGAUACAGGCCUGGCUCCUGCUCCUUUCCAUUGGAGAGGGGGGCAGUGGAACUUUCUUGGUUCUUCUUAGUGAUUUAAAAAAUUGUACGAUAUUUUAAAAUUGAUAAUAUGAUUUUUUAAACUACUAGGUAGAAUGAACUUGGGUGGACUAGAUUGAAAUUUGAGGAUGCACAGCCCACCCUAAUGCUGGCACUAAUAUGAUAAGACCAUGUAUUGUCUUUUGAUUUUUAUCAAAUAAUGAUAAACAUCCACAAACUGGACAUUUGAUCAUUUUUUGGAACAUUUUCUUAUCCAUCCUGAUAACUGUAAGAGUAUUGCAAUGUUAUCCUACUAGUAUUUAUAUUCUUUGCAUAUUUCUCUUUAUUAGCAUGAUUCCAGUUAGAGAAGUUUUCAAAAGCUUUCUUCUUUGUUGUUUUAUCAGUAUUAGUACUAAUACUAUUAGGCUAUUACCAAUACCAUUACUGCUAUUACUGAUACCAUGGCCUUACCAUUUCUCAUUCCUGUACCAUCAGCCAAAGGUACAAAUGACAUUUCAGCUAACAUUAACUUGUAUGAUUAAUAUUUAUGCUUAUCUUCCUUUUUACAGUAUAGUGAACAAAUUUUUAUCAAAAUGAUCAACUUAAUAUUUUCUGAGAAAGACGAUAAAAUUCAAGGCUUUUAAAAAGACCUUGUAUUCAACAGCACAUACCAUUUCUUGCCUACCAUCGGUGCUCUUGUGCAAUGAUGAUGUCAAAUAUAUACAUUAUUUGUCCACAGAGAAGAACCUAAAGAGCACUGAGGCAUAAUAUUGUUUUUUGUGGUUUACCAGUGGUAAUUACUGAUCACUUGA
Messenger RNA from Limulus polyphemus (Atlantic horseshoe crab), 6483 nucleotides. RefSeq lists its product as uncharacterized. The annotation marks the transcript as partial. Lineage: Eukaryota; Metazoa; Arthropoda; Merostomata; Xiphosura; Limulidae. The transcript has 7 exons. The record is from RefSeq and is a predicted model, not a curated record.